Condylura cristata (star-nosed mole) is the source of this 3748-nucleotide messenger RNA. It is a transcript of the gene PPAT, whose product is annotated as phosphoribosyl pyrophosphate amidotransferase. NCBI's taxonomy places the organism in Eukaryota, Metazoa, Chordata, Mammalia, Eulipotyphla, Talpidae. The transcript has 11 exons. Bases 174 to 1730 code for a protein of 518 amino acids. Gene Ontology annotation, molecular function: amidophosphoribosyltransferase activity. The record is from RefSeq and is a predicted model, not a curated record. Gene Ontology annotation, biological process: purine nucleobase biosynthetic process; purine nucleotide biosynthetic process.
CCACGCUCGCUUAGGGUAGCCACGCGCCGCCGCAGUAGCAAGGGUCUAGCGGCGGGGUAGGAAGCUGCUGUCGCUGGCGCUAGCUUCUGGGGUGUGAGGGCCGAUCGUGCAACUGGUUGGUGCAGAGGCCCCCGCCGCGGCCUCAGGUCCCUGCACGUGCUUCCGGUAGCAACAUGGAGCUGGAGGAGUUGGGGAUCCGGGAGGAAUGUGGCGUGUUCGGGUGCAUUGCCUCGGGAGUGUGGCCCACGCAGCUCGAUGUGCCGCAUGUGAUCACUCUGGGACUCGUGGGGCUGCAGCAUCGGGGUCAGGAAAGUGCUGGUAUUGUAACCAGUGACGGAAAUUCGGUGCCAACAUUCAAAACUCACAAGGGAAUGGGUCUUGUAAAUCACGUCUUUACGGAAGACAGUUUGAAGAAAUUGUAUGUUUCAAAUCUUGGAAUUGGUCACACAAGGUACGCUACUACAGGAAACUGUGAAUUAGAAAAUUGUCAGCCCUUUGUUGUUGAAACACUUCGCGGGAAAAUAGCUGUGGCACAUAAUGGCGAAUUAAUAAAUGCUGCUCAACUAAGGAAAAAGCUCCUGGGUCGUGGUAUUGGUCUGUCGACAAGUUCUGAUAGCGAAAUGAUUACUCAGUUACUGGCAUAUACUCCUCCUCAGGAACAAGAUGAUACCCCAGACUGGGUAGCAAGGAUUAAAAACUUAAUGAAUGAAGCUCCCACAGCAUACUCCCUGCUUAUAAUGCACAGAGAUGUUAUCUACGCAGUACGAGAUCCUUAUGGAAAUCGCCCUUUAUGCAUUGGUCGUCUUAUUCCUGUUUCUGAUAUAAAUGUUAAAGAGAAGAAAUCCUCAGAAACUGAAGGAUGGGUGGUAUCAUCAGAGUCUUGUAGUUUUUUAUCUAUUGGUGCAAGAUAUUUCCGUGAAGUCUUGCCUGGAGAAAUUGUGGAAAUAUCCAGACGUGGUGUCAAAACUCUUGAUACUAUACCAAGGCCUGAAGGAAACCCAAUGGCUUUUUGUAUCUUUGAGUAUGUUUAUUUUGCAAGACCAGAUAGCAUAUUUCAAAGUAAGUUAAAUUUAUUUUCUUUAGAUACUGAUAUAUCUCUCUUACUUAUUACAACAGCNCCUGUGGAUGCAGAUAUGGUUAGCACUGUCCCAGAAUCUGCUACACCUGCUGCUCUUGGUUAUGCCACAAAGUGUAGACUUCCAUAUGUGGAGGUGUUGUGUAAAAACCGCUAUGUAGGAAGAACCUUCAUUCAGCCCAACAUGAGGUUAAGACAGCUUGGUGUUGCAAAAAAAUUUGGAGUAUUGUCCGACAACUUUAAAGGCAAAAGAGUUGUUCUUGUGGAUGAUUCAAUUGUGAGAGGCAAUACCAUCUCACCCAUAAUAAAAUUGCUCAAGGAAUCUGGUGCAAAAGAGGUACAUGUUCGCGUAGCUUCACCACCAAUUAGAUAUCCAUGUUUCAUGGGAAUAAACAUACCAACAAAAGAAGAACUUAUUGCCAAUAAACCAGAAUUUCAGCGUCUUCCAGAAUAUCUAGGAGCAAACAGUGUUGCAUAUCUGUCAGUAGAAGGACUGGUUUCAUCUGUACAAGGAGAGAUAAAGUUUAAAAAGCAGGGAGUGAAAAAGCAAGAUAUUAUGAUUCAAGAAAAUGGAAAUGGUCUGGAAUGUUUUCAAACUAGUGGUCAUUGUACAGCUUGUCUCACUGGGAACUACCCUGUGGAACUGGAAUGGUAGUUCAAGAAUGGAGUUCUUGAAGUUUCAGGUCAAAGCUGAUGGAGAAGUUACAGUAGUUACCUAUUCAUUUUUUAUUACUCAGUUGGUACAGUAUAAAAUGCUAUUUGUUUAUCAUUUGCCUUUAUAUGGUUUUGAGGUUUUUUUUCCUGAAGAGAGUACCAAAGUGCUGUUCGUUCUUUAAUAAAUCCUAGAUAUAUAUUUUGGCAUUAUCUAGGAACUUGGACGAUCUUCAGUUUUAUCUAGUAGUUUAGUAGAGGCUGCCAGUUAUGAUAUCCUAUAUCUUUAGGAUGAGAUCAUCAGUCGUACAAAGAACAGAGGGAUUUUUAGAGGGAAUUGCCAGGUACAAAAUUCUCAGAAUUUUGUCCAAUAUUUUUUGAGUUUCUAAAAUUCAGUUAUGGAAUAUUUUCAUAAUUGAACUCGCUAAUUGUGUAGAAUACAAUAACAUUUGAUAUUCUUUUUUACACAAGCAUUGGCUAAUCCUUUCCACUUUUUCAGAGAAGGCAAGUGGUUUUGUGGUACUUGCCAGGCCUAUGCUUUAAAGAGUGCAAAAGAUGAGGCACAGAUGUGUAUAGUGCAAACUGGAUAUGUGAGGUAAAUACUGCAGUUUAUGCAAAGCUUGACUCCAGUAUACCUCAAAGGUAGCUAAUGUCUAGAGUUCUCAUUAUAGUUAUGAGCUUGGCUUUCCUAUCUAACCCUAGAUAAAUCUUUUAAGAGAAGAUAACCUUCUUGAGUGCCUCACUUUGUCCACCUGUAUGUAUAAUGGGACACUUAUGUUAUUAAAUAAUUAAGUGAAUGUGUCAUGGGUCACUAUUUUACUCCUAAUUUUUAAGAUAGAGCAUGAUUAUUAGUUUUUGGGAUGUUGACUGUCAAUAAUCGAGAAUCUCUUAAGACAGAGAUAUGUAGUUUGGCAGCCCUUUCCCAUCUUUUUGAGAUGCCCUAGAAUGGUUAUAAAAACAUGUCUGUUAAAAAAAUUUUUAUGUUCAACAGUAUGAUACAUACUACUUAGUGUAAGUAUGGCAAGUAACUUAGUCACUUGAAAUAAAAGUCAAAUUUUAGAUUCUAACAGGCCUUUUAUUUUUAAUUUGAUUAAUUAUAUACUUUUUCAAAGUGAAGUGCUUCAUCACUUGCAAGCAUAUAUUCAUAUGUAAAUAAAUAUGUAUCACUGAAAUUAAAUGGUCCAGUGGAAACGUCCAGUUUUGUUUUAAAGUUCAAGAAGACAACUACUUUGAGUUGAGUGUGCCAUCCAAUUCCAAACAACAUCUUAACCACUUUUUUCUGCUUUAUCUUAUUGGGAUCUAAUAAAUUAGACUUUUUUGAAGUUUUUUUCUUGUAAUGUCUAAGACUUAAAAUUUUAAAAUGACUUGUUCCUGUUCCAUCCCUGUUUAUAUAAGUUUUUUUUUAAACAGUGUUUCUGUAUUACCAUAAUUUGAUGUAUAUAGCAUCCAAAUCCACUGAGAAAUUUAAUAUUUAUUAAUAACUUGAAAUCUCAUCUUCAUUUGGUAUAUAGUCUCACAUGUUAUAUUACACAAGAUUAAGAUAAAAAUCUUCAGAGCUCUUUAAAACUAUGUGAAGCAGGCAGCAGACUUUCAGAUAACUGUGGAAGUAACACAAGUAGAUUGACAUUUGAGUAAUAACCCCCUGGGGCCAUUUGAGUGGAUAGCCUCUUGUCUUAAGUGUAUUCCUCAUAGCAACAUGGAGGAGGCAAGAUCUAUGGGUCAAUAUGAUCCUAAUUACAUUUGAUUUUUAAAAACAAGAGACUCAGGGAAAAUACUAAACCAAAAUCUCUAAUCUGACUUUUUGUGUUUUGUUUUUCAUAGAUUCUACUUUGUUUUAUUAAAUGCUUUAAUAAAGGAAAAUGAUACUGUGACUGUUAAUCUACAAAUUUGUUACUAUUUCUCCAUUAUGGUCUUUCAUUUCCAAGUUUCGGAAGUCUGAAUUGAAUUAUAAUUUUUACCCGUUCAAUCUCAAAUGUGUAUAUCUGCUUUAAAUAUAUGAGCAAAUUAUUAUAAAGUGCAAAG